This is a messenger RNA of Microthlaspi erraticum, 291 nucleotides long. The record is from the annotation of a GenBank genome assembly. Lineage: Eukaryota; Viridiplantae; Streptophyta; Magnoliopsida; Brassicales; Brassicaceae.
AUGCGAUCUUCCGCUCAUCCGGAGAGGCUUCUCGGUGGAGCCAUCCAAGCGGAUGCGGCGGAACGUCGCAGGAAGUCGGCGAUGGAUGAAGCGGCGGCCGCUGCUGAGGCCGAGAGAGUGGUCGAAAGGGCAGAGAUGGAAGAGGCGGCGAGAAUCGCCAUCGAAGCCGAGCGUCAGGAGGAGGUUGAAAGAAUGAAACAGAGGGGGGGGAGAAGAAUGCGACUCCGGAGACGAAUCCAGUUCCAACGAUGGGACAUCGCCGGACCAUCCCGAUGCAGAUCACGAGGGUGA